AUGCCUGCGCCUCCGAAACAGCGCAAGAUUGCAAUUGUCGGCAGCCGCUCUGUCGGCAAAUCCUCCCUCACGGUCCAAUUCGUAGACGGCCACUUCGUCGAGAGCUACUAUCCUACCAUCGAGAACACGUUCAGCAAGGUCAUCCGCUACAAGGGCCAGGACUAUGCCACCGAGAUCAUCGACACGGCCGGUCAGGAUGAGUACAGCAUCCUGAACUCGAAGCACUUCAUCGGCAUCCACGGCUACAUGAUUGUCUAUUCGGUCGCGUCCAAGCAGACGUUCGAGAUGGCCCGGAUCAUCCGCGACAAGAUCCUCAACCACCUGGGCACGGAAUGGGUCCCGCUGGUCAUCGUCGGCAACAAGAGCGACCUGCGCCCUGAACAGCGCCAGGUCACGGCCGAGCAGGGCAAGGCACUCGCCGAGGAGUUCAAGUGUGCGUGGACCGAGGCCAGCGCGCGCUACAACGAGAAUGUGUCCAGAGCUUUUGACCACAUGAUCGGCGAAAUCGAGAAGAGCCAGAACCCGGGCGAGGCCCCCGCGGGUGGCAAGUGCACGGUGAUGUGA
Lasiodiplodia theobromae is the source of this 564-nucleotide messenger RNA. RefSeq names its product Mitochondrial hydrolase. The transcript has 4 exons. The coding region runs from base 1 to 564 and encodes 187 amino acids. The record is from RefSeq and is a predicted model, not a curated record. Gene Ontology annotation, molecular function: GTP binding; GDP binding; GTPase activity. Gene Ontology annotation, cellular component: plasma membrane. Lineage: Eukaryota; Fungi; Ascomycota; Dothideomycetes; Botryosphaeriales; Botryosphaeriaceae. Gene Ontology annotation, biological process: small GTPase-mediated signal transduction.